Messenger RNA from Macrosiphum euphorbiae (potato aphid), 288 nucleotides. Lineage: Eukaryota; Metazoa; Arthropoda; Insecta; Hemiptera; Aphididae. The record is from the annotation of a GenBank genome assembly.
AUGAAUUCUAAAGUGAAGCGAGAACGCUCCACAAAUUGCAUUGCCAGUGAGUUAGAACUUCUUGUCGACCUAGUGGUUAGGCACAACAAAAUACUAGAAAAUAAGAAAACAGACGCUGUAACUGCAAAUGUGAAAAGCAAAACAUGGGAUAUACUGGCUAAGGCAUUCAAUAGUAAUAGCCUUAAUGGAUUCCGAAGUGAAAAGAGUUUGAAGUCGAAAUAUGAACAUCUAAAAAAGGGUGCCGCUAGUUGUGUAAUCACUGUCCACAUUAUAAGAGCGUUAAAAUAG